AUGGAGGAUGAAGGGUACUACUAUUAUGAUGACGACUAUGGCAAUGAGGAGGGGGAGGCGUGGGAGGCGGGGCUGGAAAACGUCUACGUGACGGCAAAGUCCAUGAUGGACACUAUGCCGGAGGAAUGCGCUGCUGGGAUGCGUAGCGUCGCGCGUGAUGAUCCAGUGGGUGGAAGGUGGUCAUUCAAGGCGUUGAAGAUGCUUGUCAGGGUCUGUCGACGCAUGAAGUCUUAUGAAGAGAUGCUUAGCUACUACGACCAGGUGUCCAGCUUUAGUCACAAUGAUGUGAGCAAGGGACAAUUACAAAAGGCCAUGACCAAACUUAUUGAUGAGGCGCAGCGUGUACCUGUGGAAUAUCUACGGCGUAUGCUGGAGACGACCAUUAAGGUUACCUCAAGGGACAUGAAGUCUUUUGGGAAACUCUGGUUUAACGCAAAGCUUAAGCACGCGACGCUGACACUACAAGCGAAUGCACUGGAUGCGGUGCUGGAUGAAAUGGGGCCAGUACUGGCAUGGUGUAAAGAGGAAGACCAGUUUGCUUUCAAGAAGAGUGCUCAAUUGUUUCUCGCAUACGCAUUGCUGCUAAGGGUCUACUCCAAAAAGAAGGACUACAAACGUAUGCGGGAAACGUUUUUCUUGUCCACCUCCAUUGCUAACACCAUCCCUCCAUCCCGAGUGCUGGGUGGUGUGAUGGAGUGCGGGGGAAAGAUGUAUAUGCAUCUUCGUGACUGGUCCUCCGCUUUUCGGGCUUUUUCUGAGGCAUUUCUGCACUACAACGAGUUCGGCGACCCUUCCAAGAUAGGCUGUCUUAAGUAUCUUGUGUUUGCGCGCAUGUUAGGCGGCUCCACUAUUGACCCGUUUGCCAGACGUGAGGCAAAGGCGUACGAGGAUACGCCCGAAAUUGUGCCCGUUGCAAUGCUUAUGAGGUCAUUUGCAGCGAAUGAUGUUCGCGAGUUUAUCGACGUUAUGAAGCUUCACCGGGACUCUUUUGAUGCGGAUGCUGUGUUGAAGCCUUGCCUAGACGAGGUGCUAGAGCAGCUCCGCCUACAGGCUCUUGUCGCGUACGUGGAGCCAUACCAGUGUCUUUAUAUGGAGCGUCUGAAGGAGGUCUUACUCGUUGACGCGGACGAGGCUGAGCGACUCUGCGUCAGGGCGGUGGCGGAGGGUAAGCUGAAUGCUGCCCUGGAUGACGAGCAGCACAUCCUUGUCAUGCAAAGAGAACAGCUGACAGAUUCAGAGGUGGAGCAGCUCCAGGCGUUGACUCGCUGGUCCACAACGCUUCUUGAACUAAAUGGAGACGCAAGGAAGAAGCUGGAACGCAUUAUAUGA
Messenger RNA from Trypanosoma rangeli, 1329 nucleotides. Its product is annotated as putative proteasome regulatory non-ATPase subunit 6. The transcript has a single exon. The record is from RefSeq and is a predicted model, not a curated record. Gene Ontology annotation, cellular component: COP9 signalosome. Gene Ontology annotation, biological process: protein deneddylation. The coding region runs from base 1 to 1329 and encodes 442 amino acids. NCBI's taxonomy places the organism in Eukaryota, Euglenozoa, Kinetoplastea, Trypanosomatida, Trypanosomatidae.